GAGAGAUUUGGAUUAGACAGCCUUUUUAGCCCUCUUCUCAGACUUCAGUCUUUCUCAGCAUGGAUGUUUUGACACAACAAGACGUGCAAAAGUACCAGGAUGAGGGCUAUCUGGUGCUGGACGGGCUUCUGUCCCCAGAGGAAUGUGAUGCUUUACGGGUACGAAUGAGUGAGAUUAUUGACCGGAUGGACGUUCCUGAACACUGCAGGAUACAGUUCUCCACUGACCACGACGAGCAGCUGAAAACACAGGGAAAUGCAGACUAUUUCAUCACAAGUGGAGACAAGAUCCGUUUCUUCUUUGAGAAAGGCGUGUUUGAUGAUAAAGGAGAGUUCAUUGUGCCAAGAGAACAUUCCUUGAAUAAAAUCGGACAUGCUCUCCAUGCUUAUGAGCCGCUGUUUAAAGCAGUCACCCACUCACCAAAAGUUCAAAACCUGAGUAAGAAACUCGGCUUGAUAAAUCCAGUUAUUCUGCAGAGUAUGUACAUCUUUAAGCAACCAGGGAUUGGUGGAGAAGUGACACCUCACCAGGACGCCACCUUCCUUUACACGCAGCCUCUGGGAAGGGUGAUUGGCAUGUGGAUCGCUCUGGAAGACGCUACGCUCGAGAACGGUUGUCUGUGGUUCAUACCGGGAUCACACAGUGAUGGGAUUACCAGGCGAAUGGUGCGGACACCUAAAGGCACGUUUCCUCUGACUGAUUUCAUUGGCCGAGAGAAGAAUUAUGACGACAAUCUCUUCGUCCCCGCUCCUGUUAAAAAAGGUGGAGCAGUUCUGAUUCACGGGGAAGUGGUCCACCGCAGCGCUGCGAACACAUCUGACGUCUCACGCCAUGUUUACACUUUCCACAUCAUGGAGUCUCAAAACACCGUUUGGAGUCCUGAGAACUGGCUGCAGCCGACAGAAGAGCUGCCCUUCCCUUCCCUCUACACACAACAGGCCUGAUGACACUUGAUGACGUCUCAGAUAUCAGGAGCUUUUUUAACGCAAGGAUAAUAAUAAUCCCUUUAAAUAUGAAAUUUUGUAAAUGGACCAAAAAAUGUCUUUCUUACCAUAAAAUAUGAAUCAUUUUGAAUCAUUCUGUAUAUUUUACCUACAGCCACCACGACAGUGUUAAUAAAAGGCUAGUUUUUGUUA
This is a messenger RNA of Rhinichthys klamathensis goyatoka, 1136 nucleotides long. It is a transcript of the gene phyhd1, whose product is annotated as phytanoyl-CoA dioxygenase domain containing 1. The record is from RefSeq and is a predicted model, not a curated record. The transcript has 11 exons. NCBI's taxonomy places the organism in Eukaryota, Metazoa, Chordata, Actinopteri, Cypriniformes, Leuciscidae. Bases 60 to 944 code for a protein of 294 amino acids.